UAAGCCAGGCCAGGAGCCGGACUACGGAAGCCGAGGCGGGCCGUGUGGUGGGCGCGGAGCAGAGCGGCAGGCCGGGCGGCGGCAGCGGAGGAGGCCGCGGCAGCGGGUCCGAGAAGCGGAAGAGGCGCAGGAGGAGGCGAGGGGGCCGGGUGGCCGGGGUCCCGGGCCCCGCGGCGGCGGCGGCGGCGGCGGCGGCAGGAUGAUCAAGCUGUUCUCGCUGAAGCAGCAGAAGAAGGAGGAGGAGUCGGCCGGCGGCACCAAGGGCAGCAGCAAGAAGGCGUCGGCGGCGCAGCUCCGGAUCCAAAAGGACAUUAACGAGCUGAACCUGCCUAAGACUUGUGACAUCAGCUUCUCAGACCCAGACGACCUCCUCAACUUCAAGCUGGUUAUCUGUCCUGAUGAGGGCUUCUACAAGAGUGGGAAGUUUGUGUUCAGUUUUAAGGUGGGACAAGGUUAUCCUCAUGAUCCCCCCAAGGUGAAGUGUGAGACAAUGGUUUAUCAUCCCAACAUUGACCUCGAGGGCAACGUCUGCCUCAACAUCCUCAGAGAGGACUGGAAGCCAGUCCUUACGAUAAACUCCAUAAUUUAUGGCCUGCAGUAUCUCUUCUUGGAGCCCAACCCCGAGGACCCACUGAACAAGGAGGCUGCCGAGGUCCUGCAGAACAACCGGCGGCUGUUUGAACAAAACGUGCAGCGCUCCAUGAGAGGUGGUUACAUCGGGUCCACCUACUUCGAGCGCUGCCUGAAAUAGGGUUAGCAAAUACCCAUCCCUGCCAGGGUUACCAGCUCAGGCAUCCCCUGCAAAUAUUUAUUGGGGGCCCGGGUAGGGUGUGUGGGGUAGCCUUGGCUCCUGCCUUGGCCUUGCCUCUCCUUCCUGUCACCUGCCCCUAGUUAUUUUUUUUUAACCACCACGUGAUUAUGGUCGGCGCUGCCUCCUCCCGACCUGCUCAGCGAUGGGAAAUGAAUUGGCUUGUUUAGCGUCCCCCUCCCGCUGGGUGCUGUCCAACACCCCACUCUUGACUGUGGGGUAAGUGGGCAAUGGGCCUGGGUCGCUGGGCCCAAGCAACCCACCCCACCACCACUGGAGGUCCCACCAGGCUAUUAAAGGGGAAUGUUACUGCA
Messenger RNA from Microtus ochrogaster (prairie vole), 1122 nucleotides. RefSeq names its product ubiquitin conjugating enzyme E2 M (gene Ube2m). The record is from RefSeq and is a predicted model, not a curated record. Lineage: Eukaryota; Metazoa; Chordata; Mammalia; Rodentia; Cricetidae.